Molecule: messenger RNA, 1170 nt
Organism: Uncinocarpus reesii 1704
Lineage: Eukaryota; Fungi; Ascomycota; Eurotiomycetes; Onygenales; Onygenaceae
Exons: 2
Coding region: 1-1170 (389 amino acids)
Biological process (GO): peptidyl-serine phosphorylation; autophagy; autophagosome organization
Cellular component (GO): autophagosome; cytoplasm
Molecular function (GO): protein serine/threonine kinase activity; ATP binding
Source: RefSeq, a predicted model, not a curated record
AUGGCUGAGAAACGGGUCCAGCAUCCUCGUUUCGCUCGGACAGAGGAGGAAGAGCGGACAGAACUUCCCUCUUGGUACAAUACCCGCCUUCACACGCCAGCCGUAGAGGUGGUACGGCGAGUUGCCCCCAGUGGGUUUGUGGGGGAAGGGACAUUCGGCCAGGUUUUCAAGGGUAUUGAUCUUGAUUCGGGUUGCUUUGUGGCGGUCAAGAAAAUAAAAUUGCCCCCAAAACAUGGCUUCCUUCCAUCCAAAGAGGAGGAAUUACUCCGACGUGAAGUCAAAAUACUCUCCAAUGUCUCUCAUAAGAACAUCGUUGAGUUCCUCGGUUCGUCAGGCUGGGGCUCCAGUGCUGUACAUAUUUUCCUAAGCCUCAAGACCGGGAAUAUAUGUGACUUACUCGAGAAAUUCCGGAGCAACCAUCUUAACGAGGCACUCCUGAGCCAGCUGUUGCAUAAUAUGCUCGAGGCGUUGGAUUAUCUCGCGUUUCGAGGCUGGAUCCAUCGGGACGUCAAGCCCCAGAAUAUUUUGUAUACUCCAGAUGAUGGGGGGUACCGUUUCCAGUUGGCUGAUUUUGGCCUGGCUCAUCAGGAGCAGUUUGCCCAAACUCAGUGCGGUUCGCCCCUUUACAUGGCCCCUGAGAUAAUAAACAGAACGCACCCUCAAUCCUCAAAAAUAGAUGUGUGGUCCCUAUUCGUCGUUUUCGGGGUUGUGACACAGCGGGGGGAGCUUGACGACCCACAAUUGGCACACCAUGGAGAAGUGUUGUGUCGUGUGAAGAUAGCGGCGGCUCAACUCCGAAGGCUCAGCCCGAUGGCGGAGGAGGACCCGGGCAGACGGGCGUCAGCUGCUCAAAUGCUCGUGGCGCACUUUGGCGGCCAGGGUUUGUCCACCCCACGAGCUCGCGUGCACCCAAUACCGGAUCCUGGAAGCGCGGCGGCGCCAUCACGAGCCUCAGAGCAAUUACACUCCCCCGAGCCACCGAAGCCAUCAGAGCAAUCACGGCCCUCGAGACCACGAGCUCUUGAUCCAACGAUGCGAACUGCAAAUGCAAAAGUCAUGAAGCCAGGCGCUCGGGGUGCAAUGCAACCCAAGUACGCAUCACCAAGACCUUACACACGACAAGCUCCUACCAGGGGGCACCCAUCCGACGGGAUUGACGAGAUUGAAUAG